Molecule: messenger RNA, 420 nt
Organism: Rotaria sp. Silwood2
Lineage: Eukaryota; Metazoa; Rotifera; Eurotatoria; Philodinida; Philodinidae
Source: the annotation of a GenBank genome assembly
AUGUAUGACGGUAAUAAAGAUACUUUGAGUUCAACAAGUGGAAAACCAUUGUCGAGCGAAGAUAUACUUCAUAAAACUAAUCCAACGAAGAUUCAUGAUAAAUCAGCUAAAGAAAAAAGCGAAGAAUUAAAACGAGAAAAAUAUGUUGAAUCUGAUGUUUGUAAUGAUAUUUAUACAGAAACUACGAAAAGAUCAGAUUAUGCAUUUCAAAAUAGUAUAAUUACAAAAUCGUUAACGGAUCAAUUAGAAAAUUAUAUGACAAGUCGAUUCAAUGGUGAAUUAAUUAAUCCUGCUGUUCAAACAGGUGCCGAUAGAAUUGUUAAUCGUUUAUCGUAUAAAAUAGAAGUUGUAUGUAUUGGUAGUAAUGAAACAUUAGAAAAACAAUUGGAAAGACGUCGAGCUCAAAAUGUCAUUCGAUAA